AUGAUCGACUCUGCAGUCCUGGGAGGGCCGUACGUGUUCGCAGCCGCCACGCUGGCCAGCUCCAAGCCGGCUGCCCCGUUCGUGUUCAGGAACUACGAGCUGCCGGCCGAGGCGGGCCCCCUGGCCAAGAGCAUCCGCGCAUGCUCUGGCAGCAGCCGGCACGACGUGUGGCAGGCCGUCCGCGCGUCCUCCGCCGCACCCUACUACCUGGAUGACUUCAGCUGCCCCGACGGCCUGCGCUUCCAAGACGGCGCCACCACUGUAAACAACCCGGCCGUCGUGGCACUGCAGCAGGCGCGGCUGCUGCACCCGGACGUGCCCGUGGACGUGCUCGUGUCGCUGGGCUGCGGCCAGCCCCUCUCCGAGCCGCGCGGCCGCGGCGUCCACAGCAUGAUGGACACAGGCGCGCUGCUGGUGGAGGCGGCCUGCAGUGUGGACCGGGUAGACGAGGCCCUGCGCACCACACUGCCCCUGGUGCCAGGGCUGCACUACUACAGGUUCUGUCCUGAGGACCCGCGCUGCAGCAUGCCCCUGGAUGACAUAUCACCCGACUCGUGGCGCCGCCUGCUGGCGGCGACGACUGAAUACUGCGCGCGCCCCGACACGGCCGCCAGGUUCGACGAGCUCGGGCUGCUGCUCUCCGGCGGCAGCGGCGCGCCUGGAGGACCAAGCACGUCACACGCCGCCACAUCCGCGCCGGCCCGCCCCGCGCCGUUGGUGCUGCCAGGCGCGGCGGCGGCGGCGGCCCCCGGCUCGCCGCUCGGGGCGGGGGCCGCGGUGCUCGCGGGGCCGCGGCUGGGCACUGCCAGGGGCGUGCUGCUGGUGGAGGCGCCGAGGACCGGUUUUCUUGAGGCGGCCGGCCAUGUCGAGGCCGCGGCAGAGGCGGUGGCGCGGCUGCCGCAGCUCCUGCGCCGCUGCAACCUGGAGUCCCUCGCGGCGGCGGCGUCUGCACCGCCAUUGAUGGUUGGGAGGGGCGCGGCCGCAGGCGUUUCUGCAGAUGAGGCCUGGGAGGUGGCGCCGUCGACAGCGGCGGCAGUGGCGGCCGUAGCAGCGGCUGCGCGGUCGCCGCAUCCCAACGGUGGUGCGCUGUACACAGCAGACCGCCAGCAGCAGCAGCAGCAGCAGCAGCAGCAGCAGCAGCAGCAGCAGCAGCAGCAGCAGCAGCAGCAGCAGCAACAGCAACAGCCAAUGGUCUCGCCGCAGCCACAGCAGAUGAUCCCCUGGCCGCUGCUGAGUGCAGUUCGCACCACCAACAGCACCAAGGAUGGCGCUGGCGCGGCUCCGCCAGCGGACGGCGCCCUGCCUGCUGCGGAUGCGGCGUCGGUCCCGCUGCGCUCACCUCGGAACGGGCGACCGCCCUCAGCUCACCAAGCCCCUUCCGCGACCUCGCCUGUAGCAUUUCCUGGGGAUGUGGGCGUCGCUGUGUCGGGAGGCAGACAGCAGCAACAGCAGCAGCAGCAGCAGCAGCAGCUAGAAGGCGGAAAGGCGGCCUCAAUUUCCCCGAGCACUUCGUGGCUGGGGCUGCUAUUCUCUACCAGCAGCAGCGGCAGCAGAAAGGAGCAAGCAGCAGGGCUGCCAUCAGAGCAGCAGCAGCAGCAGAAGCAGCACCAGCAGCACCACGACCACCACCUGCAAGGCAUGACCCCUGACUCCGGGGUCGACGGCCGGCAGUCUGACGGCGGCGGGGUUGACGGGCGGCCGCCGCGGUGGACGCCGCCACCGUCGCCGCGUGAGGCCUCGCCCCAACAGCCGCGCGGCGCCACCAGCAGCAGCGCCUGCGCCGCCUCAGAUUGCGACGCGCCGUCCGCGUUUGCGGUGCCCGUUGGCGGCGGCGGCAGCGCCCCGGGGCCCCUGCAGCAGCGGCUGGUCGAGUCCAUCGGCGAGGCCCUGCACUCGGCCGCCGGCGCCCUGGGCAUCCUGCACCUGUCGCUGCACGCAGCCGCAGGCGGCGCCCUCGUCGGCGGCUGGCGCUCGCGGGUGUUUGCAGUGGCCGAGCCUGGGCCCGAGGCCUCGCGGCUCGCCACGGAGUGGGCGGCCGCCGCCGGCGGCGGUGCCGAGGGCAGCGGGGCCGGCGGCGAGGGGGGCCUUGCGCAGCUGCUGGCGGGGCGCGCCUUUUUGGAGCUCGCCGGCGGCGGUCUGCUGUCUGUCCUGAGCCAGCAGCAGGUGCGGACGCCCCAGGGGCGGCUGGUGACGAGCUGGAUGCUGCAGCUGACCGAGCCCCGCCCCGGCGCGCUGCUCGACGCGCCGCUGCUGCUGCCGCUGGCCGCGGCCAUGCCGCGCGUGGCGGUGGUCUCCGCGGGCGCGCUGCCGCCGGCGCUGGUGCGCCUCUUGCUGCGCGCGGGCGCGCGCGCGGUCGUCGCGGCGGCGGGGCCCGCGUCGCAGUCAGGAGGACCCGCCACUCCCUGGAGUCGGGAGGAGGUGGAGGGCUUCUUUUCAGAGCUGUACAGUCAGCUGCUCGUGGCCGGCGCAACCGUGCCCAAGGCGCUCGCCGCCGCAGAGGCGGCGCAGCCUGCCCUGGAGGGUGCUUACACGUGCUACCACCUUUGA
Messenger RNA from Monoraphidium neglectum, 2547 nucleotides. RefSeq lists its product as hypothetical. Gene Ontology annotation, cellular component: membrane. Gene Ontology annotation, molecular function: glycerophospholipase activity. The transcript is spliced from 6 exons. Bases 1 to 2547 code for a protein of 848 amino acids. Gene Ontology annotation, biological process: fatty acid metabolic process. NCBI's taxonomy places the organism in Eukaryota, Viridiplantae, Chlorophyta, Chlorophyceae, Sphaeropleales, Selenastraceae. The record is from RefSeq and is a predicted model, not a curated record.